This is a messenger RNA of Lolium rigidum, 4184 nucleotides long. RefSeq names its product soluble starch synthase 3a, chloroplastic/amyloplastic-like. The record is from RefSeq and is a predicted model, not a curated record. The transcript is spliced from 16 exons. Lineage: Eukaryota; Viridiplantae; Streptophyta; Magnoliopsida; Poales; Poaceae. Gene Ontology annotation, molecular function: starch binding; alpha-1,4-glucan glucosyltransferase (UDP-glucose donor) activity. Bases 20 to 3697 code for a protein of 1225 amino acids.
UUCUGCCUCCGGCACGGCAAUGGAGAUGGCUCUCCGGGCGCAGACCCCGCUCUGCUCCCGGAGCCGCCCGGUGCUCGUCCUGCGCCCCGCCACCGCCGCCGCCGCUACCGGCGUCGCGCAGUCCAUCGUAAAGUGCAGCAGAUUUUCAAGAGCCAGGCUUGUUCGAUGCAUGGUAGCCAGUUCAGAUUACCCUAAGAGGAGUCCAACGAGAUCAUCAGCUCCCAAGUCCAAAGGCACUGCCUCUAGAGGAUAUGCUCCAGGACCUGCCGCUGAAUCCAGCACGGAGAAGAUUGAGCAGAGUAGCGCCGAUGAAGGUGAUCUUGGCACAAGCAAUGGGACGCUCACUAGUGAAGCAACAGAACAGGAAAGUACUCCAGUUGAAGAAUCUAGUGUGGACUUGUCAGAAAAUGUUUCUACUAGUGCGGAGCUGGAGGGAGUGAAUGAGGCUGAGGCUGAAGAAGAGCCUGACCAGAAGCAGUCUCCAGCAUUGCCUUCCACCUCCAUGGAUGCCGAGUCAAUUGACAGAGAACUUGAGGAGUACCGUGGCAAAAUAAGUGCGCUGGUGGGUUCAUCGCUUGGUAGCACUCAAGGACACAACCAAUCCGUUAUUGGUGUUCAUGAACAAGACGAACAGGUAAUUAGUUCCAGUGAGCAAGACACAUCAGUCGACGAUGUUCCUGAACAAAGCCAGUCAGUUGUUGAUGUCAUUGAAGAAGAUCCAACGAAGCAAACUACCAUAGUUAGUGAAAAGGAUAUUUCUGAAGAAGAAGUUGAGCAGAUAGCCAGCAAGCAUCUCGAGCCUAGAGAAUUUCUUUUAUCAGAAGAUGAAGCCGGGGCUAGUAAAGAUGACAAUGAAGAGCCUUUGGUUGCUGGUGAUGAACUGAGGAUAGCAGAAGAUGAGGAACAGCAUGAACCAGAGAUGCAAGAACAGGUACAGGAGGAUGUUGAUCCUCAAGCAAUAAAGCGGAGGCUUGAAAAGCUUGCAUAUGAAACGUAUUCGAUCGGGAACAACUGUUUUGUUUUUCCUGAAGUGGUGAAAGCUGAUUCAGUUAUUGAGCUUUACUUAAAUCGUAGCAUCUCUGCCUUAGCAAGCCAGCCUGAUAUUCUUAUCAAAGGGGCAUUCAAUGGUUGGAGAUGGAACCCUUUUACUGAAAAAUUACAUAAAAGUGAACUAACAGGGGAUUGGUGGUGUUGUAAGCUCUACAUACCCAAGCAGGCAUACAGAUUAGACUUUGUGUUCUUUAAUGGUGACACCGUAUAUGAAAACAACAAUUAUAAUGAUUUCGUCCUGCAAAUAAAAAGUGACAUUGAUGAACACUCAUUUGAGGACUUCCUGCUUGAAGAAAAGCAAAUGGAACUUGAAAGGCUUGCCGCAGAAGAAGCUGAAAGGGAAAGACAAGCUGAGGAAGAGCGCCGGAAGGAGGAAGAAAGGGCCAAAGUGGAGGCUGACAGGGAACAAGCAAAGGCUGAGGUUGAGAUGAUGAGGAAUAGAUUGGAGCAUGUGUUGGGUUCAGCCAGCAGAUACGCCGAUAAUCUAUGGUAUAUAGAGCCUAACACAUACAAAGGAGGGGAUAGGGUCAGAUUAUACUAUAAUCGAACCUCGAGACCACUAAUGCAUACAAAUGAGAUAUGGUUGCAUGGGGGUUACAACAACUGGAUUGAUGGGCCCUCUAUUGCUGAAAGACUAGUCAAAUCUGAAGAAAAGGAUGGUGAUUGGUGGUAUGCAACUGUUACUUUACCUGAAAGUGCAUUGGUGUUGGACUGGGUUUUUGCUGAUGGACCUCCUGGGAAUGCAAGGAAGUAUGAUAACAAUGAAAAACAAGAUUUCCAUGCUGCCGUUGCAAAGAGCAUAUCUGAUAAUUUAUUUUGGGUUGAAGAAGAAAAUAGGAUAUUUGAAAGGCUUCAGCAAGACAGGAAAGAAAGGGAGGAUGCUGGUCGGAGAAGGGCUGAGAUAACUGCAAGGAUGAAAGCUCAGACAAAGGAGAAGACUAUGAGAGAGUUUCUUCUCUCACAGAAACACAUUGUCUAUACUGAGCCACUUGAAGUACGUGCAGGAACCACCGUGGAUGUUCUGUACAAUCCUUCUAACACAGUGCUGAAUGGAAGUCCAGAAGUUUGGUUCAGAUGUUCAUUUAACCGUUGGACUCAUCCAAGUGGUCCUUUGCCACCACAGAAGAUGGUGAAUGCAGAAAAUGGCUCACACUUACAAGCCACAGUUAGGGUUCCUAUGGAUGCAUACAUGAUGGACUUUGUUUUCUCUGAGUCGGAAGAAGGUGGAACAUAUGACAACCGAAAUGGGAUGGACUACCAUAUUCCUGUCUCUGAUUCCAUGGGGAAGGAACCACCUAUGCAUAUUGUGCACAUUGCAGUAGAAAUGGCUCCUAUUGCAAAGGUUGGGGGUCUUGGCGAUGUUGUUACUAGUCUUUCACGAGCUAUUCAAGAUUUAGGCCACAAGGUUGAGGUCAUUAUUCCAAAGUAUGACUGUUUAAACCUAAGCAAUGUGAAGGAUUUACAUUGCCGUCAAAGUUUUACUUGGAGUGGAACAGAGAUAAAAGUAUGGUUUGGAAAGGUUGAAGGCAUCUCUGUUUAUUUCUUGGAACCACAGAAUGGGAUGUUUUGGGUUGGAUGUGUCUAUGGAAAGAACGAUGAAAGCAGAUUUGGCUUCUUCUGUCACUCUGCUCUGGAGUUUCUUUUCCAGAGUGGUUCUUCUCCAGAUAUCAUACAUUGUCAUGAUUGGUCAAGUGCUCCAGUUGCUUGGCUGUACAAGCAACAGUAUGUUCAUAACGGGUUGCCAAAUGGCCGGGUUGUAUUUACUAUCCACAAUCUUGAAUUUGGCGCAAAUCAAAUUGGUAAAGCAAUGGCACACUGUGAUAAAGCUACAACUGUUUCAGACACAUAUUCAAAGGAAGUGUCUGGGCAUGGUUCUAUUGCUCCUCACUAUUUUAAAUUCCAUGGCAUCCGUAAUGGAAUUGAUUCUGAUAUUUGGGAUCCAUAUAAUGAUAACUUCAUCCCGGUUUAUUAUACUUCUGAGAAUGUUGUUGAAGGUAAGAGUUCUGCAAAAAGGGCAUUGCAGGGGAAGCUUGGAUUACAUCAAACUGACGCCCCUCUGGUUGGAAUCAUUAGUCGGCUUACAGCCCAGAAGGGAAUUCACCUUAUCAAACAUGCAAUUUAUCGAACUCUUGAGCGCAAUGGACAGGUGGUUUUACUAGGCUCAGCUCCAGAUCCUCGCAUACAAAGUGACUUCAUCAACUUAGCUAAAAAACUUCAUGGUGAAUUUGAUGGCCGCGUGAAGCUUUGUUUAACUUAUGACGAGCCAUUGUCACAUUUGAUAUAUGCUGGCGCCGACUUCAUUCUUGUCCCUUCCAUUUUCGAACCUUGCGGUUUAACACAGCUUACUGCUAUGCGAUAUGGAUCCAUCCCAAUUGUUCGGAAAACUGGAGGCCUGUAUGACACUGUUUUUGACGUCGACGAUGAUAAGGACCGGGCCCACGAGCAAGGCCUUGAGCCAAACGGAUUCAGUUUUGAAGGAGCUGACAGCAAUGGUGUAGAUUACGCUCUGGACAGGGCGAUCACCACGUGGUACGACGCUCGCGAUUGGUUCAACUCCCUCUGCAAGAGGGUAAUGGAGCAAGAUUGGUCCUGGAACCGGCCUGCUCUGGACUAUAUGGAACUGUACCAUUCCGCCCGCAAGAACUGAGACUUUUGCUGACAGCAAAUGUUUAAGUUCUGGGAGUGGGUUUGCCAGGUUCCAGUGACAUGCCAGUGUCUCGCUGUAUAUGCCGUUCCCCGGAAGCCAUUCUUUCGGUUUAUAUGGGGUUCAGAAGAAAUAUACCGACUUCUACUUCUCCGGCAUCUGCAAGACACUCAAGCACGAGCUCUUCACUAUAUUCAGCGAUCACGAUACCAUAAUCAUGUGCCACACGAUGUCAAAUGCGGCACAUGGGAAGCUCAUUCUGGCCAUAGUCUACAGGUUUCGUGACUGUUGCAAAUAUGUUCCAUCUUACGGUUCUAUAGUCCUUCAUGUGUACAUAUUGUGUAAGCUGACGGUUAGCUUCUUAGGGUCGAUGCUCCAUGUAGUUGGUUUUCUGCCUCAUUUGAAUAAUAAAGUGCCUAUCAAAUGGUAUAUCACGUUGAUAUCUCAAACUCGACCAUUGUGAAUGUAACUUCUCUCAUAUUUUCUUUUG